Molecule: messenger RNA, 5579 nt
Organism: Lytechinus variegatus (green sea urchin)
Lineage: Eukaryota; Metazoa; Echinodermata; Echinoidea; Temnopleuroida; Toxopneustidae
Product: creatine kinase, flagellar
Exons: 4
Coding region: 197-3790 (1197 amino acids)
Biological process (GO): phosphocreatine biosynthetic process
Molecular function (GO): creatine kinase activity
Source: RefSeq, a predicted model, not a curated record
CGUACACAACAGCGCGUACCGGUAUAUAUGUCACGUGCUUGUGUUGUGGUUGCCAUGAUAAACAUCAGCAGCAGCUGCAGUAAAUUGACGAUCAAGGAACAGGGUUCUCAUCAAAUUUAUUACCGUAAUCAAGGAACGACGAAAAUUUCUCAUAUUUAUCUCAUUUUACGUAUGGAUUGUCAAUAGUGAAUCAACAAUGGGAUGUGCGGUAUCUUCUCAACAAACCAAAGCCACAGCACCAGGUGGUCAACCGGCUGCCGGAGUGGAAAACAAAAACUCAAAGUCAACACCCGCUAAGAACAAGCAAACACAAGAAAGCAAGAAAGAUGAACUUGCAGGAGCAGCCGAGGAACUUACCAAAGAAGCAGAAGUAGAUGUAGUACCGGAUUCCAAUUACCCUGACCUUAGCAAGCACAACAAUUACUUGGCGGAGUCUUUGAGGCCUUCUAUCUACAACAGAAUAUGUAACCUUCGGACUCUCUCUGGUUACUCUGUGGAUGAGUGCAUGCAGACUGGCGUGGACAAUCCAGGACAUCCUUUCAUCAAAACUGUAGGGUUGGUGGCUGGGGAUGAAGAAUGUUACGAUCUCUUUGCUGACCUCUUUGAUCCAGUUAUUGAUAAAAGGCACAAUGGUUAUCCUCGAAACGCGAAACAUACAACUGAUCUUGACCCAGAUCAUCUCAAAGGAGGGGAUGACUUUGAUCCAAACUAUGUACUUUCAUGCAGAGUUCGAACUGGCCGCUGCAUUAGAGGUUACGGCCUUCCACCACACUGCUCGAGAGCUGAACGACGAGACGUAGAGAAACUGGUGGUAGACGCACUGGCGACUCUAGACGGUCCUCUGAAAGGCACGUACUACCCACUUACAGGCAUGACAGAUGAACAGCAGGAAAAACUGAUCGCGGACCAUUUCUUAUUUGAUAAGCCCGUUUCUCCAUUGCUUACAUCGGCUCGCAUGGCCCGUGAUUGGCCUGAUGCAAGAGGAAUCUGGCACAAUGCCGAUAAGAACUUCCUGGUUUGGGUCAAUGAGGAAGAUCAUACUCGAGUCAUUUCCAUGGAAUCAAGCGGCAACAUGAAGAAUGUAUUUGUACGAUUCUGUAAUGGUCUCAAGAAAGUUGAGAAUGCGCUCAAAUCAAAGGGGUAUGAAUUCAUGUGGAAUGAGCAUUUGGGAUAUGUAUUGACCUGUCCAUCCAAUCUCGGUACAGGUGUACGUGCAGGAGUCCACAUCAAGAUUCCUCUUCUCUGCAAGCAUCCUGGAUUCGAAUCCAUUCUUAAGCAUUAUCGUCUUCAGAAACGGGGAACAGGAGGUGUAGAUACAGCAUCCACUGAUGGUACAUUCGACAUCUCAAACCUUGACCGUCUUGGCACAUCCGAAGUACAACAAGUUCAAUCGGUGAUUGAUGGUGUCACAAAGCUGAUUGAGUUGGAAAAGGCCUUGGAAAAGAAGACAGAUAUCGGUAGCAAGAUUCCUCGCGACCCAGCGAUGGUUCGUGCAGAGCAGGCAAAAGAAGGUUAUCCAGACUUGUCAAAACACAGCAAUCAUCUAGCCCACUGUCUGACAUAUGAUAUUUGGAAAAAUCUCAAGGACAAAAAGACACCGAGUGGCUUUACUCUAGAUGGUUGUAUUCGGACGGGAGUCAUGAAUCCCGGUCAUCCCCACAUCAUGACUGUCGGAAUGGUUGCAGGAGAUGAAGAAUCAUAUGACGUUUUCUCUGACAUCUUUGACCCAGUGAUUGAUGCACGACACGGAGGUUACCCUAAAGAUGCUGUCCAUGUAACCAAUAUAAAUCAUGCAGAUCUCAAAGGAGGAGAAACCCUGGAUCCGAAGUAUGUACUGUCUUGUCGAGUUCGUACAGGACGCAGUAUUCGGGGAUAUGGUCUCCCUCCGCAUUGCACUGUGGAAGAGAGAGCUGCCGUCGAAAAGAUUACGACAGGAGCUCUAGAUAAAUUCGAUGGCGAGUUGAAGGGCCAGUACUACCCACUGGAAGGAAUGUCCGAUGAAACACAAACACAAUUGAUAGAAGACCAUUUUCUCUUUGACAAACCAGUUUCUCCUCUUCUUACAGCCGCAAGAAUGCAUCGUGAUUGGCCCCAAGGAAGAGGAAUUUGGCAUAACGACAACAAGAACUUCUUGGUGUGGGUCAAUGAAGAAGAUCAUAUUCGAGUAAUCUCUAUGGAGAAGGGAGGAAACAUGAGAGCAGUCUUUAAGCGAUUCUGUGAAGGCUUGCAAAAGUUUGAGCAGAUGAUCAAGACGGAUGGCAAGGAGUUCAUGUGGAACAAACAUCUUGGCUAUGUACUUACUUGCCCUUCAAACUUAGGAACCGGGCUACGUGGAGGCGUCCAUGUAAAAAUACCUCUUCUGAGCAAGUAUCCAAGAUUCAAUCAAAUCCUAAGAGCCCUACGUCUUCAGAAGAGAGGUACAGGUGGAGUUGAUACUGCUUCAACUGAUGGUACCUUUGACAUAUCUAACCUCGAUAGACUUGGUUCAUCAGAAGUACAGCAGGUUCAGUUCGUUGUUGAUGGUGUUGAGCUUCUCAUCAAAAUGGAGAAAAAACUAGAGAAGGGAGAGGACAUCUUUGAUCUUCUACCAGAGCAAUGCCGCCCCAAGGCACCAAUCAAGCCUUUUAGUUCUGACUACCCUGAUUUCUCUCAGCAUAACAAUUGGAUGGCCAAGUGCAUGACGGAAGAAAUUUACAACAAACUCUGCAACUUGAAGACAAAAGGUGGAGUUACCCUCAAUGACUGCAUCCAAACGGGAGUUGACAAUCCUGGGCACCCUUACAUCAUGACCGUUGGUUUGGUAGCAGGAGAUGAAGAGUGCUAUCAGCUAUUCGCUCCUCUCUUCGACCCGGUUAUAAGUGCUAGGCAUGGUGGAUACGCUGUUGAUGCCAAACACCCGACCAACCUCAAUGCAACCGAACUUAAAGGUGGGGAAGAUUUGGAUCCUGACUUCGUUUUGUCAUGUCGUGUACGUACUGGUCGUUGCAUUCGUGGCUUAGCACUCCCACCAUGUUGCACCAGAGCAGAGCGUGCAGAAGUAGAGAAGAUUACAACUGAAGCAUUAGCAACGCUGAGUGGACCCCUGAAAGGAAGGUACUACCCUCUCACCGGUAUGACAGAUGAAGAGCAAGAGAAGUUAAUCGCUGACCACUUCCUCUUUGACAAACCCGUAUCCCCACUAUUGCUUUGUGCCAAUAUGGCACGUGAUUGGCCACAAGGUCGCGGUAUCUGGCACAAUAAUGAAAAGAAUUUCCUUGUCUGGAUCAACGAAGAAGAUCAUACUCGAGUCAUCUCUAUGGAAAAAGGAGGAAAUAUGAAGAGGGUGUUUGAGAGGUUCUGCGAUGGCCUGAAAAAGGUUGAAGAAUCCAUCAAAUCCAAGGGGUACCAAUUCAUGUGGAAUGAGCAUCUUGGUUAUGUGUUGACAUGUCCAUCCAACCUGGGCACAGGACUCCGUGCUGGUGUUCAUGUGAAGAUCCCUUUGUUGAGCCAACAGCAAUGCUUUGAUCAAAUCCUUGAUCACAUGCGUCUACAGAAGAGAGGUACAGGAGGCGUAGACACUGCCUCAACUGACGGCACCUUUGAUAUCUCCAACUCGGAUCGCAUUGGUUACUCGGAAGUCCACCUUGUCCAACAACUCGUAGACGGUGUCAAGCUCCUCGUCAACCUCGAGAAGGCUCUCAUGAAAGGAGAAGACGUCAAUGGUCUGCUGCCGGAGAAGCUCAGAGCAACAUGUGAAACAAAGGAAGAUCAAGCACUUCCGGAAACCCAAGAGCAACAGCAAGACGAAUAGUGACUUAUGUAGUUUAAACGUCAUCCAUAAACUAAAUAACAUAAAACUGAUUUUCACAAUGAAGACUAAAGAUUGAUUUGAAUGGUGAAAUUUUCGCCCAUUUUUUUAUAUAUAUAUUUAAUUAAUUGAUGUGAGAAACCAAUAAUGUUAGAAACUAUGAUUCCUUGAGUACAUCAGGUUUAUUGACCAAUUUCUCGUAAUACGAACCAAUGAAUAAAUUCCUCUUAAUUACUACCUGUAAAAUCAUCAAACUGUAUGAAACCAAGUAAAGCUAAAAGUAAAGUUCAAAGUAAAUGUAUAUUGACUAUGUCAUAAAACAUUUAGCCUUAGUCAUUUCAGUCUCAUAAGAAACAGAUAUGAAUAAAGGAAGGGUCAAGUAUAAGUAAACAAGCACUGGAUUUUAGGGGAGAGGGAAAGAAAAAGUGGAAGAGAUAUAGUAGAUGAGAGGGGAGAAAGAAGAGGGGACAUGAAUUCCUUACCAUGUUAUCCUGGUGUUUUAUCAUAGACAGUAGCUGCCUAUUACUGGUUAAAUGGGAUGAUCUUAUGAAUAAGGAUUUCUCGUGAGUUCUAUGAAUUCUGAUGCUGGAUUUUCUUCAGGGAGAAAAAAAAGGUUGUUAACCGUACAUGGAUCCUAUAGAUAUUUUAUACUGCGAUUUUAAUACAUAUAUUUCUUUUGAAAGAUUUAUCUAAAUUUUAAGGCAUUGAAAUAUUCAGACAUUUAAACUAACCAAUAACUUACAGAUCUACACAAAAAAAAAAGAAAAAUCUAACAGCAAAUGGACACAGGGGAACGACAAAUUUAGAAAUAUGACUGUUUGAAGCACUGGAUGCUACUGACCCAACAAACUCACCUGGAUUAGCCUUUUCGUACAGCAUGUAGAAUAAAUUGGGGCGUUGUGGCCCUUUGGAUUAGUCUCCGGACUUUAUAGAGGAUUGUGGGCUAGAAUCCCUGCCAUGGCGUAACUUCCUAACACAAGAAAUUGAUCCACAAUGUACUGCACUCAAUCAUGGACCUAUCCACGACUCAAUCCAGGUGAGGUAAAUGGGUACUUGGCAGCAAUUUAUAUGUUGAAAACGCAGUGCGCGUAACAGCUUCUCUGCUAGAGAAAGGGCAAUAAUGCUGCAUUACGGUAGAGCGCGUAGAGGCCUCGUAUUGAGCGCUGUAUAAACAAGUACGGUGUAAUUAUUGUCAUAUUCAAGAUGUGAGUGAAGUAGGUUGGCCUCUGAGAAUGGAAGCUCUUGACAAAAUGUAUGUAUGUUGGCCAGCGCAUCGUAAACAAAUCUCCAUCGAACAUGUCGAGAAGUUGGUCAAUGAUGGCUAAUCUCGAGCUUGAAAGAAUUCAUUUUAAUGACAAUUUUCGCAGUUAUGAAAAAUUUACUCAUCAAAAGACGAGGACUAAUCUCCCACAAGCAUGCCAAGAAACGAGUACAUAACCAAGGUUACUAGUCAACAUCUGUAAUUUGGAGUCAUUAUAACCCUUGAAUUGAAUUUCAUGGAGACGAAUAGACCGCUUACCAAAGUAUGGACAUUUUCAAGAUUGAGGCACAAACAUUACAAUCGUCAGCAGCUAGCCUAUCAAACACCUGGAAAAUGUCUUCAUAUGGUAAGUAUCUGUAUAAAGUGUGGAGACCACCCCCCCCCCCUCCCGAAAAAAACCCUGGAAACAUUCAUUCAAAUUGACAAAUUUGAUUUAAAGAAAAAAAAACAGAAAUUACGCUUUGUUUGUAGGAUAUUAAUAAUACGUUGCCCACAGACAUAUAUCAACGCUUCGACUAUGAACCACCUACA